Linderina pennispora is the source of this 963-nucleotide messenger RNA. Its product is annotated as malate dehydrogenase, NAD-dependent. Lineage: Eukaryota; Fungi; Kickxellomycota; Kickxellomycetes; Kickxellales; Kickxellaceae. The coding region runs from base 1 to 963 and encodes 320 amino acids. The record is from RefSeq and is a predicted model, not a curated record. Gene Ontology annotation, molecular function: L-malate dehydrogenase (NAD+) activity. Gene Ontology annotation, biological process: malate metabolic process; tricarboxylic acid cycle. Gene Ontology annotation, cellular component: cytoplasm. The transcript is spliced from 2 exons.
AUGGUCUCUGUUGCUAUUCUCGGUGCCGCUGGUGGUAUUGGCCAGCCCCUCUCUCUCCUCCUCAAGCUGAACGCCAAGGUGACCAAGCUGAACCUGUACGAUAUCGUGAACGUCCCGGGUGUUGCCGCCGAUAUCUCGCACUGUUGCCACCAACUCGCAGGUGGAGAGCUCGACGCUGCCGUCACUGGCAUUGACCUCGCCAUCAUCCCCGCUGGCGUCCCCCGCAAGCCCGGCAUGACCCGCGACGACCUGUUCAAGAUCAACGCCGGUAUUGUGCGCACGCUGGUCGCUGCCAUCGCUGCCAACAGCCCCAAGGCCAUCGUUGCCAUCAUCUCGAACCCCGUGAACUCGACCGUGCCCAUCGCCGCUGAGGUCCUGAAGGCUGCCGGCGUGUACGACCCGAAGCGCCUGUUCGGUGUGACCACCCUUGAUGUGGUGCGUGCCUCCCGGUUCGUCAAGGACGUCAAGGGCGAGGCCGAUGCUGCGGAGCUCCGUGUGCCGGUUGUUGGCGGCCACUCGGGCAACACCAUUGUUCCUCUGCUGUCGCUGGCCCAGCCUGCUGUUGAGCUGUCGGAGAAGGAGGUUGCUGAUCUGACCCACCGGAUCCAGUUCGGCGGUGACGAGGUCGUGAAGGCCAAGGAUGGCGCUGGUUCGGCCACUCUGUCGAUGGCGUACGCCGGUGCGCGGUUCGCCGACUCGGUCAUCCGUGCUCUGGGCGGCGAGACCGUCGUUGAGCCCACCUUCAUCUCGCUGUCGGCCGAUGCUGAGGGCGCCAAGGAGAUCCAGGCCCUGGGUGCUGGCGAUCUGGAGUUCUUUGCUGUGCCGGUCGAGCUCGGUACCGAGGGUGUCAAGCGGAUUGUGCCCCUGGGCAAGCCCAACGACUAUGAGCUGGCGGCCAUCAAGGUCGCUGCCGAUGAGCUCAAGGACAGCAUUGCCAAGGGCGUCGAGUUUGGCCGUGCCUAA